Messenger RNA from Schizosaccharomyces octosporus yFS286, 881 nucleotides. RefSeq lists its product as uncharacterized. Lineage: Eukaryota; Fungi; Ascomycota; Schizosaccharomycetes; Schizosaccharomycetales; Schizosaccharomycetaceae. Bases 96 to 356 code for a protein of 86 amino acids. The record is from RefSeq and is a predicted model, not a curated record. The transcript has 3 exons.
CUUUCUUUCGCUAGGGUUGACCUCGGCUCUUUCACUCUGCUCUUGUUUUUGUCUCUUCAUUCUUUCAUAUAAUUUUUGAAUUGUGAGGAUUCAGUAUGAAACCUCUGGUGAGCGCUGGUUUAGCCCAAGGCUGCACAGGCUUGUCAUUGAUUGGAAUUAUCUUUCUCUCUGUCCUUUCAUACUUAUUUGCAAUUGAAGCUGAAGCUUUAAUGCAUGACUUGGCUGGUAGUGGCUUGUCGGGAUCUCAAGUUGCUAAAACUUGCAUCGGCGCUGUCGUAAUCUACACUGUUUUCUUUUUAUUUUGCGGGUCUCAAGUGUUGGUUGCUCGGUAUCAAAACCGUGUUCAACUUUCGUAGAAUAAAAUCUUUCCCUCCUUUCUUCUCCAUUUGAAUCCUUUUGUUCUUUGUAAAAACCGAAACCUUCAGGGAGUAUUGGAAAGAUAAUUUGGGUCCAUUUCCGUUCAUCCCCCGGUCGACAAUUUUUGACUUCCCAUCGAUGUAACAACUAGCAUGCUUUCCUUUCCGUUUAAUUCGAUGCUGUUCGUAUAAUACUUUAUUUUUCUUUCUAUAUCGCACGAAAUAGCAAGAUCCUUUGUAUAUAGUGUUUCAGAUGAGUCACAUGUUUACACACAACAGAGCUGCUCAUCAGUUUGUGAAACCGUUUUUAAAGUUCCAUCUCUUUUAAUGUGAACAAAGACCUUUAUAAUUUAGUUAUGAAAUGAUUUUGCCUUCAGAAAUAUCAAGAUAUUUGGACUUAGUCUCCUUUCUUAUCCUUAAAUUUUACUAUUUUAAUUUUCCUUACUUAUGUCGAUUUCUACAAUGUAUCUCUCUUGCAAUUUUGGUUGUGUAUAAAAGUAAUACUUUGAACAUCAAAGUAUACUC